AUAAAAGGAAAUGAAAUUCUUUAAGAAAAAGCAGGCUCCCAAGGAAGAAGAGAAAUUCACUGGCCAUGUUGGAUGCCUGAGCGAAAUCCAAGAAGACACUUUGUCUCUUUUCAAGGAAUAUAUUGAGAAAGAGAAUAUUACUACUUCGGAUCGAUUUACUGACCACUAUCUUCUAAGGUUCUGUAGAGCUAGACAAUUCGUACUUGAAGAUGUCAAGAAAAUGUUUAAAGAGUUUAUCCAGUGGCGAGAACUUAACGAAGUUGAUGAGUGAUUUAUACACUAUGAUGUCUCAAAUAUGCCUGAGGUGAAGAAGUUUUACAAGCAUUGUUUCCACAGCACUGAUAAAGAAGGAAGACCUUUCUAUAUUGACUGCCCUGCAACUGCAGCUCCUAUUGAAGAUCUCUUUAAAGUUGCUGAUGCUAAUGAGAUCAUUAGAAACUAUAUACUUCAGUUUGAAUAUCUUCUCCAUGUCAGAUUCCCAGCUUGAUCGAAGGCAUUUGGCAAAAAGAUAGAUAAAUGAUUCUCAAUAGUUGACUUGAAAGGUCUCUCUAUGGGAAUGUUUAAAGAGAAAUAGCAGGGAGUUUAUCAAGAUUCCUCUGAGUAUUACUCAAAAGAAUUACCCAGAGAUCAUGCAUGCACUUCUUAUUAUCAAUUCACCGAUGGUUUUCAAGGCAAUUUGGCUUGUUUUAAAACCAUUUAUUGCCCAGAGAACAAAAGAUAAGAUUAAGAUUUUAGGGUCUAAAUAUCAUGAUGAUUUAUUUCAGUAUGUCGAUAAAUCAAACGUUCCAACAGAGUUUGGAGGUAACUGCACCUGUGAAAAUAAUGGUGGAGAUUGCUUCAUGUCUGAUAGAGGCCCAUGGCAUGACUUUCCUGGUGAUAAGUAUGGAGAGAUGUAUAAAAGACAAUUACUUGGGGAUAAAUGAACAGUGCCAAUACCAGACCCAAUUCCUGUUGAUCCCCAAACUGCAAUAAUAUCUCCUGCCCCUUCAAUUGCUCCUCAUAUUCAAUCCCCUUCUCCAGCAUCUGCAAUUCCUCCUCCAACUUCAGCAAUGUCAUCCCAACCUCCUUCAUAAAGAUCAAAUUUCUAAUUUCCCAAACCUCCAAUCAUAAAUCCACAUUCCCAACACAAAAACUUCCAAU
This is a messenger RNA of Moneuplotes crassus, 1140 nucleotides long. The record is from the annotation of a GenBank genome assembly. Lineage: Eukaryota; Ciliophora; Spirotrichea; Euplotida; Euplotidae.